This is a messenger RNA of Zea mays, 3258 nucleotides long. Its product is annotated as probable LRR receptor-like serine/threonine-protein kinase At2g24230. NCBI's taxonomy places the organism in Eukaryota, Viridiplantae, Streptophyta, Magnoliopsida, Poales, Poaceae. The coding region runs from base 438 to 2966 and encodes 842 amino acids. The transcript has a single exon. Gene Ontology annotation, biological process: protein phosphorylation. Gene Ontology annotation, molecular function: protein binding; ATP binding; protein kinase activity. The record is from RefSeq and is a predicted model, not a curated record.
AAAAUGGAAAUCCUGAAUCUCCUACUCCGUACGGUGUGCUGGGCGGCAGCUGAGGCUGAGCUGAAUCCGGAGUCGCCAGAAUUUACUCCUCCAUUUACUCCCUCCACCUCUCCCAAAUUUAUGGCCUCCUUCCUCAGCUAGCCUCCUCGCCCCCUUUCCCCCGGCCUCCCCUUCGUCACUUUCCACUAUCCAAAGCUUCUUCGCUCCUGCUUCCCUUUUCACACCAAGCAGGACCUGCCGGUGCCAAACGCACGCCGCAUCACACAGAAGCCAACAAGGUUGAGAAGAGACUGAGGAGGUCAGCCAGCCACUUGCCCACCUCCGAGCUGUCCCCCAUGACACCACCGCCACCAGCAACCCAAGUACCAAACGACUGGGCCGCAGUCCCGCAAUAGCGUCAAGAUCUCCCCUUUGACCUCCCCCUUCGCCUUCCGGCCAUGGUCUGCUGCCAUGGCGGCCGGCGCCGCAGCGCCGCGCUCCUAUUCUUGGCCGUGGCCGUGGUCGCCUGCGCUGCUGCUGCGGCGGCGCAGGAGCCCAACACCGACGCCUACUUCGUCUCUGGGUUUUUCUCCAAGCUGGGCCGCGCCGCGCCGUCCUCGUCCGGCGCCAACGGGGUGUGCUCCUGGUCCGGCGUGUCUUGCGACGGCGCGGGGCGGGUCGUGGCGUUCGUGGCCGCCGGGAUGGACCUGGCCGGCGCCAUCCCGGAGGACACCAUCGGCAAGCUCGCGCGUCUGCAGGUCCUCGACCUCAGCGGCAACCGCCUGACCGCGCUGCCCAACGACCUGUGGGAGCUCGGCGCGUCGUUAGGCGCGCUCAACCUCUCCGGCAACGCCAUCCGCGGUGCGCUCCCCAACAACAUCGGCGACUUCGCGCGCCUCAAGGUGCUCGACAUCUCCCACAACGCCUUCACCGGCGCGCUGCCGCAAGCGCUCGGCUCCAUCGUCGGCCUGCAGGUGCUCAACGCCAGCCACAACCAGUUCCAGGGACAGGUCCCCAACGCCAUCGUCUUCGGCUGUGUGAGCGUCGUGGCUAUGGAUCUCUCCGGCAAUGCACUCGACGGGGGCUUGCCGGACCUGUCGCCACUCCGCUCUCUAGCCCGUCUCAAUCUGUCGGGCAACAGGCUCCGCGGCUCCAUCAUCGGGGCGUUCCAGGAGCAGUUGAGGGUGAUAGACCUCAGCAACAACGGCUUCUCUGGGCUGAAUUUCAGCAGUGGGUAUGCCGGCUCGGCGUUGGUGUACCUCGACUUGUCAGGAAACGAGCUUACAGGAGAAUUCACCAUUGCCGGCCGGUUCCAGAACCUGAGGCAUGUGAAUCUUGCACACAACCAGUUGUCCAAUGCUAAUUUGCUGGUGUCCAUGGGUGGGAUAUCUGGGCUAGAGUAUGUUAACCUUUCAAGCACUGGGCUGCAUGGGCAAAUUCCUGCUGAUUUCUCUUCCCGAUUGGUUGGAUUGAAGGUUCUCGAUUUGUCACGGAACAAUAUCAGUGGGGUAGUCCCAGACAUGAGUUCUCUUGGCCUACACUUGCUGGACCUGUCGGUGAACAAUCUCACAGGUGAGAUACCUGUGGCAUUGGUGAAGAAGCUGACAUCCAUGGAUCGGUUCAACUUCUCAUACAACAACCUGACUGUUUGCGCAUCUGAGCUCUCUGCGGAGGCGUUUGCCACUGCAUUUGCUCAGUCCAGGAAUGACUGCCCAAUUGCUGUGAAUCCAGACAGUAUCGUGAAAAGUAGAGGGAAACAUAAGGGAAUGAAGUUGGUUCUGGCUGUUGUGCUCUCCUUGUUCUUCUCUGUUCUUGGGUUGCUUUGCUUGGCAGCGGCAUGUCGAAGGGGGAGGAAGAGGUGUGAUGAGCUGCCUGUGGUUAAGCAGGUGUCGUCGUUCGAUGAGCCUGCUGUAUCAGGGCCAUUUUCUUUCCAGACCGAUUCAACUACAUGGGUUGCUGAUGUGAAGGUUGCAACUUCGGUGCCGGUUGUCAUCUUUGAGAAGCCCUUGCUGAGCCUCACAUUUGCUGACCUCUUGGCGGCGACAUCAAACUUCGACAGGGGCACCUUGUUGGCAGAAGGCAGGUUUGGGCCAGUGUACAGGGGAUUCCUUCCUGGUGGAAUUCAAGUUGCUGUGAAGGUGUUGGUCCAUGGAUCAGCAAUCGGAGACCAAGAUGCUGCAAGGGAGCUCGAGCGGCUGGGACGGAUCAAACAUCCAAACUUAGUUCCCUUGACUGGUUACUGUGUGGCAGGGGUUCAGAGGAUUGCCAUCUACGAGUACAUGGAAAGCGGCAAUCUGCACAACCUACUGCACGACUUGCCGCUUGGAGUUCAGGCAACCGAAGACUGGAGUGGCGACACAUGGGAGGACAACACCGGUGGUGUUGCAACAACUGAAAUCGUCACGCCGGAAGGUACUGCGACAUGGAUGUUCCGGCACAAAAUCGCCCUAGGUGCCGCAAGGGCGCUGGCAUUCCUCCACCAUGGCUGUAUCCCGCAGAUUGUCCACCGGGACGUGAAGGCAAGCAGCAUCUACUUCGACUGCGCAAUGGAGCCUAGGCUGUCCGAUUUCGGGCUGUCUAUGGUGGCAGGAACCAGGGCCGAUCUGCUACACCAUUCCCCGGGCUACGCGCCGCCGGAGUUCUCCGGCUCGGAGAACGCCGCGGCGACCGCCAAGUCCGACGUCUACAGCUUCGGCGUCGUGCUGUUCGAGCUGGUCACGGGCAAGAAACCGCUGGGCGACGAGUACCCUGGGGUGCAGAAGGAGGCGAGCCUGGUGAGCUGGGCCAGGGCGAUGGUGAAGGCGAGCCUCGCGCCGAGCAUCAUCGACCCCAAGAUCCGCGACACGGGACCGGAGCGGCAGAUGGAGGAGGCGCUCAGGAUCGCCUACCUGUGCACCGCGGAGCUGCCGUCCAAGAGGCCCGCCAUGCAGCAGAUCGUCGGCCUUCUCAAGGACAUCGAGCCGAAGGUGGAAGAGGAGGGGGACUGAAGAUCUGGAGGAGUGUGAUCGGUUGCACCUUGCAGCGUGUCGGAUGGUGGUGAGAUUUGUGUAGUGACAGCGUCGGCAGGCAGGCAGGCUGUGACUGUGAGUGAGCUCGUGGUUGUUUUACCAUCGUCGAGCUCACUAUGCCAUGCCUUGCUCUGCAUAUAUCUUUUUCAUCCUUCUUUCUUCCCUUUUUCCCGCUUCUAUCUCGCUGAUUCCUCCAGUUGCUGAAGAUUAUUGCAAUACUGCUCUGUUACAUUACACCUGCCCCUUACUAACCAUGCCACUGCUCGAGAGA